This is a messenger RNA of Vespula vulgaris, 3867 nucleotides long. It is a transcript of the gene Prp5, whose product is annotated as probable ATP-dependent RNA helicase DDX46. The coding region runs from base 170 to 3271 and encodes 1033 amino acids. The record is from RefSeq and is a predicted model, not a curated record. NCBI's taxonomy places the organism in Eukaryota, Metazoa, Arthropoda, Insecta, Hymenoptera, Vespidae. Gene Ontology annotation, biological process: mRNA splicing, via spliceosome. Gene Ontology annotation, cellular component: nucleus. Gene Ontology annotation, molecular function: nucleic acid binding; ATP binding; RNA helicase activity. The transcript has 8 exons.
UAUUGAACGACGGUAUGCAAUUUAGAUUUUUUUGUUGUAAGUGCUUUGUGUAGUAUGAGGGUUACAUCUAAAUGUGAAUUAUAUUGAAAUGAUAGUAGAUAUUGGUGCGAUAAAAACUUUCUAAUCAAAUAGUUAUAAAUAGUAGUGUUUAAUAUUAAUAAAAGUAAUAAUGGUUCGGAGCAGCGACAAGGAUAGACAUCAUAGAAGACGGUCUAGAUCAAGAUCGAGAUCACGUUCUGCUACACCAGAAAAGAAACGACGACGUUCUAGAAGCAGAGAAAGAGAAAGAGAAAGAGACAAGGGAAGGCAUAGAGAAAGGAGAAGUCGUUCACGAGAUAGAGAUAGGGAUAGAAGUGACAGAAGAGACCGUUCGGAGAGAGAAAGGGAUCGUGACAGAAGGGAGAAACGUGGAGACAGUAAAGAAAAGCGUCUUACAGGCUCAAAGUCGUCACGCUCUGGUAAAGAGCGAUCCAACAGAUCUCGUUCGAGGGACAGAAAGGAGAAGGAGAAAGGGGAAACAGAAGAAUUACCAUUUGAUCAUACAAAAUUAGAUAAAGAAGAGGAACAAAAACGAUUGGAAUUAGAAAUGCAAAAGAGAAGAGAGAGGAUAGAAAGAUGGCGUGCUGAAAGGAAGAAAAAGGAGUUAGAGGCAACUAAGAAAGAUGGUAAGACAUCUAUUUUGGCAAAUCUUCAAUUGCCUAUGAAAAAAUGGUCCCUCGAGGAUGACAGUGAUGAGGAAACGCCUGUGGUUCAGAAUAGCAAUAAGGAAGUCAAAGAGGAAGGUGCUUUGAAAGAAGAAGUAGAAGAGACUAAAGAAGAGACCAAAGAUGAAGAGGAAGAAGUUGAUCCGCUUGAUGCUUUCAUGGCAGAGGUCCAAGAAGAAGUCAGAAAAGUCAAUAAACUCGACAGUAAAGCUCCAAAGAGUACUAAUAAUGGUACAGACCCUGGAAAUCGACAAAGUGUUGUUAUUGUCACAGGCGUGGCUAAAAAGAAAGUACAGAAACAAAAAGGAGAGUUAAUCGAACAAAAUCAAGAUGGUCUUGAGUAUUCUAGUGAAGAGGAAGGAGAAAAUCUUCAUGAGACAGCAGCUGGAAUUGCGAAUAAACAGAAAAGAGAACUAGCUAAAGUAGAUCAUGCGACAACAGAAUACCAACCAUUUAGAAAAUCAUUUUAUGUAGAAGUACCUGAGAUUGCUAGGAUGACAUCAGAAGAAGUAGAAACUUAUAAGGAAGAGCUAGAAGGUAUACGUGUAAAAGGAAAGGGAUGUCCAAAACCGAUUAAGUCAUGGGCACAUUGUGGCAUAACUAAAAAAGAAUUAGAUGUUCUGAAAAAACUUGGAUAUGAAAAACCAACCCCUAUCCAAUGUCAAGCCAUUCCAGCUAUAAUGUCCGGACGCGAUCUUAUAGGAAUCGCAAAAACUGGAAGUGGAAAAACACUAGCAUUUUUAUUACCAAUGUUUCGUCACAUACUAGAUCAAUCUCCAUUAGCUGACGGAGAUGGACCAAUCGCAUUAAUCAUGACACCAACUCGUGAACUUUGUAUGCAGAUUGGUCGAGAUUCCAAAAAAUUCACAAAGUCUUUAGGUCUUUCGCACGUAUGUGUGUACGGUGGUACUGGUAUAUCUGAACAAAUAGCAGAAUUAAAAAGAGGUGCAGAAAUAAUCGUGUGUACGCCAGGAAGAAUGAUUGACAUGUUAGCGGCAAAUAGUGGUAGAGUGACUAAUUUACGUAGAGUGACUUACGUAGUUCUCGAUGAAGCUGACAGAAUGUUCGACAUGGGUUUCGAACCACAAGUAAUGCGUAUAAUGGAAAACGUUAGACCAGAUAGACAAACAGUUUUGUUCAGUGCAACGUUUCCAAGACAAAUGGAAGCACUUGCCAGAAGAAUACUUACUAGACCUGUCGAAGUACAAGUCGGUGGUCGUUCCGUAGUUUGCAAAGACGUUGAACAACAUGUGGUGGUAUUAGAGGAAGAUCAAAAGUUUUAUAAACUUCUCGAAAUCCUUGGACAUUACCAAGAUAAAGGCUCUGCUAUCGUAUUUGUCGAUAAACAAGAAAACGCAGAUACACUUUUAAAAGAUCUUAUGAAAGCCUCUUAUUCAUGCAUGUCUCUACACGGAGGUAUUGAUCAAUGCGACAGAGAUUCAACUAUUUUAGACUUCAAAGCUGGACGAACGAAAUUGCUUGUUGCAACGUCUGUGGCCGCGAGAGGAUUAGAUGUUAAACAUCUUGUACUUGUUGUUAAUUAUGAUUGUCCAAAUCAUUAUGAAGAUUAUGUACACAGAUGUGGUAGAACGGGCAGAGCUGGAAAUAAAGGAUAUGCAUAUACAUUUAUUACAUCCGAACAAGAACGUUAUGCAGGCGAUAUUUUACGUGCACAUGAAUUGGCAGGUGUACCUGUUCCAGAACCUCUGCGACAAUUAUGGGAAGCUUAUAAGGCUCGUCAAGCAGCAGACGGAAAGAAAGUACAUACAGGAGGUGGUUUUAGCGGUAAAGGUUUCAAAUUCGACGAAUCAGAAGCGGCAUUAGCCAACGAGAAAAAGAAAUUCCAAAAAGCAGCCCUUGGUCUCCAAGAUUCCGAUGACGAAGACAUUGAAAAUGAUAUCGAUCAACAAAUCGAAAGCAUGCUUGCUCCUAAAAGAACGGUUCGCGAGAUCGCAAGACCAUCCGCUACAAAUAUUGCAGUUCCUGGUCAACCAGUGACAAGUGCUACCGACAAAUUAGAAUUGGCCAGAAGACUUGCAUCCAAAAUCAAUAUUGCUAAAAAUUUAGGUGCAGAAGCAAAAGGAGCUACGCAACAAGCAGCAGAAGCUAUAUUGAAGGGCGCCGGUCCUACAAAUUUGAUUACGGCAAAGACCGUUGCCGAACAACUGGCUGCUAAAUUAAAUACUAAACUUAAUUAUCAGCCACGCGAAGAAGAUCUCGUGGAAACCGACGCGGAAACUGGCGAACAAACUUUCCGCAAAUACGAAGAGGAAUUAGAAAUAAAUGAUUUCCCUCAGCAAGCAAGAUGGCGUGUUACGAGUAAAGAAGCUUUAGCACAAAUCUCUGAAUACUCGGAGGCAGGUCUUACAGUUAGAGGAACGUACAUUGCUCCUGGUAAAGCACCGCCAGAAGGGGAAAGAAAAUUGUAUCUUGCGAUUGAGUCAACCAGUGAAUUAGCAGUUAGCAAAGCAAAGGCAGAAGUCUCUCGACUUAUAAAAGAAGAAUUAAUCAAGUUACAAGCAUCUGGAGCUCAUACCGCUUCUCGCGGACGAUAUAAAGUUUUGUAAAUGACUUGUUACAGUCAUAUUAAACUAAACAUUUAUAAACAUAAUUCGACGCUGCAAUGUAAUCAAAUGGAUUUACUGAUGAAUGGAGAACAAAAAUAUUAGAAAUUUUAUUAUACAUACAAAUAUCAAAUAUCAAUACAGAGUUUGUGUGUGUAUUUAUCAAUAUAAUAACAAAUUAUACUUAAUAACUUAAUACAUAACAUUUAUGAUAAUUUUAUUCUUAUAAACUGCCAGAAAUUGGUAAAGACGUAAAAAACAAAACAAAAAAGAAAAGAAAGAUAUGAAGUCUUGUAGAUUCUUGAUUUUAUGAAAAAUGUGAAACUUAUCAUUGAGAUAUUUAUAUAAGCAUUGAACAUGAAACAAGUAUCGAAUAUUUUCGAGAGCGGAUGAAUGUCUGAUUACUUAUUAUUGUCUGGUAACUUAUGUUAGAAACUUUUGUUUAUGUACACUUUAUAUAGUACAGCGCGAUACAAAUCAUUUCGACAAUUCUUUGCAUCAUAAUAAGUGCGCAUUUUUGUACAUUUUCCUUAUCGCAAUUCUAUCUCUUUGGUAAUACUAGAGUAAUAAGUAAAAAAAAAAAAAAGAAAAAACAUACA